Messenger RNA from Pristis pectinata (smalltooth sawfish), 3675 nucleotides. It is a transcript of the gene ubfd1, whose product is annotated as ubiquitin family domain containing 1. The record is from RefSeq and is a predicted model, not a curated record. Bases 66 to 944 code for a protein of 292 amino acids. Lineage: Eukaryota; Metazoa; Chordata; Chondrichthyes; Rhinopristiformes; Pristidae. The transcript is spliced from 7 exons. Gene Ontology annotation, molecular function: cadherin binding; RNA binding.
CGCCUGUCCUGGAAGCGGAAGUCGUCAGUGUCUUCCCAGUGGGCUUUGGGUUCAUACGGACAGCGAUGGCAGCCCGGGAUGGUGCAGAUACUGGUGGAAUGGAAACUGAAGCCUGCACGGACAUAAGUAUUCAGCAAGAGAAAGCCAGCUGUGGGGCUACCAGUGAAGGAGAUUCGCAAUACUUAAUAACUGAACAAACAGAGAAUGAGGAUUCCCUUCCUCAGACCUCUGUUAGCAAUGGUGGAGAAUCAGAUACCAGCAAGGAAAUGGUAGAUUUGAAAGUUAUUUGGAACAAAAACAAAUAUGAUGUGAGAAUGCCACUGGAUAGUACAGGAGCUAGCCUGAAAGAAAAGAUUCACUCCCUCACAGGUCUCACUCCUGCCAUGCAGAAAGUCAUGUACAAAGGGCUGCUCCAAGAAGAUAAAACUCUACGUGAAAUAAAAGUAACAAGUGGUGCAAAAAUCAUGGUUAUUGGAUCAACGAUUAAUGAUGUUUUAGCAGUAAACACACCAAAGGAGGUUGUACAACAAGAGGCCAAAGCUGAAGAACCCAAAAAGGAACCUCUAUGUAGGCAAAAGCAACACAGGAAAGUGUUGGACAAAGGAAAACCAGAAGAUGUUAUGCCAUCCAUUAGGGGUGUUAAGGAGCGCUUGCCAAGUGUACCAUUAUCUGGCAUGUACAACAAGUCAAGUGGAAAAGUAAGAUUAACCUUCAAACUGGAGCAGGACCAGCUCUGGAUUGGAACAAAGGAGAGAACUGAGAAAAUCCCUAUGGGCUCUAUCAAAAAUGUGAUUACUGAACCCAUUGAAGGACAUGAAGAUUAUCACAUGAUGGCAUUUCAGCUGGGUCCCACUGAAGCUUCUUACUAUUGGGUUUACUGGGUGCCUACACAGUAUGUUGAUGCAAUCAAAGAUACAGUCCUUGGGAAGUGGCAGUAUUUUUGAAUGUGCCUCCACCUCUGGCAGUGAAGGAUAGACUGAAACCAAAGGACUACAAUUUAUUGGAACUCACUUACUGGAUUAUAAUUCUUCCUCCUUCCCCCUUCCCCCUGCCCUGCACCCCCCAAAAACCUUGGAAGAUGCCAACAAUGAUAGAUUCAAAGGAAAAAAAAAUAUUGAAAAUCCUCACCAGAAGCUGGAGGUGGUUUGUCCAAUGUGACUUUACCUGUGAACAUCAAAUUUAAAAAAACACCAUUUCAAAGAAGUGAAACUUCAAAUUAUUCAAGUUCUUCUUUGAGAGCCACAGUUACCUGCAGGUGAUGUGCUAGAAGCAUUUUAUUAUAUCUACUGUAACAUGGAUGACAUCCCAACUAGGCUUGUUUUUAAGCAUCCACUUGGAGCAGUAUCUGUAAAACAGUACAGUGGGGCUCUACUUAAUGUGCUCCUCAGCUCUAUCUUUAUGCGGAUCCAUUGUACUUGAGAAAACCAAAUUGUGGAAUAUUUAUUUCUUUAAGCAAUCUUGCAUCAUGUGUCUGUUCUCAGGAGGUUUCACAAUUGGUUGCCUUGUAUUUAAAUAUCUAUCCUAGUCAUGGCCUAUUCAGCCCAUCUCCAUACCAAUGGGAAAGGUGUCUGGCCUAAUCCCAAUUCCCAGUUUUCAGUCUGCAAACGUAAGUUUAUGGCACACCAAAUAUGCAUCAAAUAUACUUUAACAAGGAUUUUAAACAUAUGCACCCUUGAUUGUGUUGCCUCAGUGGCUAUUUUUAUUUUUGCAACCAGAUAAAGGGAGAGCAUGGAGUAAAUGUGGCAUAACAAAUUCUAUUUGUCUGUGCCGCCUCAUUGCUUUCAAACUAGCUUUGCUAUUUAAUUGCAGAAAAGAAACCCAGAGAUCUCACUAUGCAAUUAUUGCAGAACCCACUGUACUUUAUGUACUUGAGAGUAAAUGAAACCAUAUUUGGAUGAAUAAUAUUACUAAGUGUUAUCCCCUGAUUCCAUAGGGAGGUACCCAUUUUAAAGCUGCAUGACCAUUUCCACUUGGUUUGUUUCUUGAGGUAUUAGAGGGAAAAGGGGUAGGUAGCAGGAGGGCAGUGGAUGAGAUGCAAAGCAUUUUGGCUUUCUCUAGAUGUGAGUUGCACUUCUUUCCUGCUUCUGGAUUGAAUCAAUUUGUUCCAGGUGGAUGUCAGCUUUGCUUGGCAUCCCAGGGUAGGAAGUUGGGAGGAGUGUUUGAAUUAUUAAUGCUUCUGCAGCACUGAGGAUUAUUCACUCCAGUGCUAUUGGCACUCUUCAAUUAGCAUGCUGCCCAUCUGUGUCCUUGUAGGUUUGGUAGUGUGCACAUGGCUGGGGCAGGCAUAACCAGUUGAACCAUGAAGAAAAGACCAUUGCAUGUUUUUAAAUGUCAAAACUAAACCAUGUUCUUUCUUUGGCCCCCUGCCCAAAUGCCUACCUUCACCUUUUAACAGUAAGCACACUUUAGAGACAUUUGGAAACUAGUAAAACAUCGAGCAACUUAACACUUUGUGACCACUUUUCUGCAUGGCAUCAUGGGGUUGUAUAGGUUGCAAUGUGUGCUGUGUAGUUUGGUUGUAUUUGAGUCAGUUAAAAGGGCGGGGGGGGGGGGGGGAGAAGAGAGAAAGGGUUCUUGUACUGUAAACUAAUCAUCAGAUCAAGCCAUCCAUUCAAUUUCUGAAUUUUCUGACUGACACUAAAUAUUUGAGGGGACAGUGCAGAGGAAGCUUUGCUCUGUAUCCAGCCCAUUGAAGCUGGGAGUCUUUGGGAUGCUGUGGAGGAACCUUGUAUUUAACUUGAUAUACAUGUGUUGGAGGUAUUUUGGAUAGUGUGGAAAGAGCUUCACUCUGCACUAGUACUGAAUACUUGCACUAAUGGCAAUAAAUGGAAUAGUGUGCAGUUUCUAAUCACUGAUAUCCUUUCUUGGAUGAGUAUAAGUAGAUAAAUUAAAAGUUGAGUGUUUUUGGGUUUCUGACAAGUUUAUGGAUCUUAGACCUGAUAACCAUGAAAGGUGCAAUAUUUCAACAUAAUAUGCCAUUUUUAUAUAAAACAAUCCUUUGCCCUGUUCUGAAGUUUUUCAUGGCAUGAACUAAUACUAUGGUUUAGAGUGUAAAGGGUCAUGCAGUUUUAACAGCAUAUAAUUUGCAGAAUGCAUGAUUCAAGCACACUGAUCUUUUGAAAUUAAGGAAGUAGACUUGGUUUAGAGUUGCACUGCUUCCAGUUUUAGUGCUGACCAUUAGUUAGCCCAAUGUUUAAUUCUGAAAACUAGUCUUUAUUGCCAAUUAAAGUUUGUUACUUUACAGUAUUAUAUUUUUUGUCUUCUGUUAUGGGUCUGUGUGGAAUAGCACUACACAGUUGAGAAUAACUGCAAUCCUCUAUCCCUUGCUACUGUCACCUGAUUGAAAAUGCCUUGUAUUGGAACACUUGCAGUGAUUAUUCAGUCAUGGAAUAAAGGCAUUAAAAUGUAACUGACAUACUGGUCAGUGAAACUGCCUAUGACAGGGAAUGAGUUAAAAUGGGCUCUGUAGGUAGCAACCUACAUGUGGAAUUCAACCCAAUCUUAUUAAGAAAAUACCUACAAGUAACAGUGUAAAUGUUUUCAGCCAUCACAUUGAACAGUGAACAAAGCUCAGUGAGCUGAAUGACUUCCUCUGGUUCCUUAUUAGAUCAUUGUCAGUAUUUUCUGCUUCCAUUGUAAUAAAGAGAUUGUUCAGCAGCACCUGUGCAGAGAGAA